CACCGCGCUGAUAGCUUAUCUUUACUGUAUUCAGCAACAAAAGGUUUCGCAGAAGCUGAGUAAUUUGUCCACUUCAAAACUAAAGUUGUAGGAAAAUAACUAAUGGAAAAGCGUCCCGCGUCCACCAUGCAGGUGCUCUAUGGAGAGCUGGCAGCCGCAAAAGCUAAAAGUGCCCAGUUGGAAGAGGAAAACAUAUUACUACGCCAUCGUCUGAAUCGCGCGUCUUCCAGCCACGGCACCAAUGCGGCCAUGCAUGUGGAAGCCAAGAUCAUGGCCUUUCAACUGGAGGAGGAGCGCGAUCGUCUGGUGGAGACGGUGCAGCAGCACAAGAAGAAGUACAACAAACUGCACGACGCCUAUCUGGAGAAGGUGAAACGCUGCCGUGCCCUGGAGGAGAUGUUCAAGCGGCAGAAGACACUCACAGGCUUGGUGAUGAAAUCCUCACUAGAUCAGAGACAUGCAGAGCAACAAAUGAUGUUAGAGAAGCGGCAGUCAGCGCAAAGUGAUCUCAAUGAAUUGCAAGUGCUGAAGGCCAAGGUGGAGAAGCUCCAAAGAGCCCUGGACGAGUCAUAUGACAUAAUCGAUGAAAUGGAUUUCGAACUGGAAAGCGUGGAGCUACUGGAAAUGCAAAACCAAAGUUUGCGCGAUGAGUUGUCUGCCCUAAAAUCAAAUUCAGUGGCAGGAGCCACCAGCCUUGCAGCUUCCGUUCCAAACGAUGAUGAUCCUCCGCCCAAAUACGAGGAAGAUUGUCCCGGGGCUCAUCACAAAGCAAUGCUGGCACGUCGCAACUCUUCCAGCAGUGAAUCCGGACCAAAGGAUGACGAUGCCGAUGCAGAAACCAUGGAGAGAGCUGCUCUAACCCAUAGCCUCAUCGAAACUGUUGAAACGGAGAGCAAUGCCCUGAGAAGAGAACUGUUGAGGUCCCGCUGCCAAAGAACUAUACGUAAGAAGUUGGAAGAAGAAAGUGAAGAUGCCGACUAGGCAAAGUUACAGGUCUCAACCCACUCAAUUAAAUCCCAAUUCAAGCACAAAUAAAAUAACAACCAAUAGAUCAUAAUGAGCAGUACCCAAGCUUAGGCUGAUGAAACCUAUCACUAGUCUUACUGCUUAUUCCGCUGGACUAACCUAGAUUCGUAGCCAGCUACGCCUAACAAGUGCACAUACCAGAGAUUGCUUUUAAGGUUCGACAAACACGCUCUGCGGCUGCGUUAAAUCAAAACUUUUGAGAUAGAGUAACCUGGUUUUUCGGGCUGCGCGCCAAAGGAAACUCGUCUAAUGGCGAUUAAUUAAAAUAUGCGUUAAUGGCAUCGAACGGGUUGUGGCCAGAUAACAAGCCAAAGGAUUUGGCCUCUGAGCCAUAUGAAGGUUCCAACCCCCAACACUUGCCCCUAUUCCAUCUGCCAUUCGAGUGGCGUGCUAUCCAUUAAAACAUGACAAUUAUUUUUAUGACUUAAUGCAGUCGGGGGCCUUGUUGCCCAAUGCCUAAUGUUGCAAAUUAUUGACAAAGUAAAUUAAUCUGCACAUUUGUUGGUCAGACCAGACAAACUAGCGCGACACCUCUAAGAUCACUAAGCUCUCCCACUUGCAGCACAUUUGGGUGAAUAUUGCAGUUGAGCAGUGAGAAAAAAUGC
Messenger RNA from Drosophila gunungcola (fruit fly), 1631 nucleotides. RefSeq names its product protein Daple. The record is from RefSeq and is a predicted model, not a curated record. The coding region runs from base 103 to 981 and encodes 292 amino acids. NCBI's taxonomy places the organism in Eukaryota, Metazoa, Arthropoda, Insecta, Diptera, Drosophilidae. The transcript has 5 exons.